Molecule: messenger RNA, 2429 nt
Organism: Salvia miltiorrhiza (redroot sage)
Lineage: Eukaryota; Viridiplantae; Streptophyta; Magnoliopsida; Lamiales; Lamiaceae
Product: ankyrin repeat-containing protein ITN1
Exons: 4
Coding region: 235-1992 (585 amino acids)
Cellular component (GO): plasma membrane
Molecular function (GO): protein phosphatase regulator activity; protein phosphatase 1 binding
Source: RefSeq, a predicted model, not a curated record
AACAACAAAUGGCUAUAAAAAAUAAGAAAACACACACACACACACACACUCUCUCUCUCUCUCUCUCAUUGGGAGCGGCUUCCCAACACUUUCCUGACUACUGUCGUUUAGCUCCCACCUUUUCCACCUUUCUUCCUCAUCACCCACUUUACUCUUCCAAAUUUGCAACCUUCACUAAAUUUCCUCACAAAUUUCUCAGCCUCUCGGUCAUCUCUGGCUUGACUUACAACGAUCAUGUCUUCGCACGUCAAAGACGCUGCUGAUGGAGAUUUAGAGAAGGAGUUGGUUAGCCCUAAGCAAAGCCACAAUCCGUUGGCGGAGCCAUCGCCUGCGCCAUCGCCAUCCUCGUCUACAGCCCCGGCUCUUGUUCUAUCGAAUUCAGGGAAGCGGAUCGACCAAGCUGGGAGAAAGAAGUACGUGAAGCAGGUGACCGGCCGCCACAAUGAUACGGAGCUGCAUUUGGCAGCUCAAAGGGGCGAUCUUGCAGCUGUGAAGCAAAUACUUGAAGAUAUUAAUUCUCAAAUGGUGGGGAGUUUGAGUGGUUCGGAAUUUGACCAGGAGGUUGCGGAGAUCAGGGCAUCACUCGUGAGCGAGGGCAACGAGUUGGGAGAGACGGCGUUGUUUACUGCAGCGGAGAAAGGGCAUCUUGAUGUGGUUAAAGAGCUGAUCAAAUAUGCAAACAAGGACACACUCGCGAAGAAGAAUAGGUCAUUGUUCGAUCCUCUGCAUAUAGCUGCAAGUCAAGGACACCAUGCAAUUGUGCAAGUGCUGUUGGAUCAUGACCCGGGGCUGAGUAAAACAAUUGGUCCGUCAAAUGCAACUCCUCUUAUAACUGCGGCUACUAGAGGCCAUGGUGCUGUAGUCGAUGAACUCCUGUCGAAGGACUGCAGCUUGCUAGAAAUUGCUAGAUCAAAUGGAAAGAAUGCGUUGCACUUGGCUGCUAGGCAAGGGCAUGCGGACAUUGUCAAGGCGUUGCUUGACAAAGAUCCACAGUUAGCUAGGAGGCCGGACAAGAAGGGGCAGACGGCACUGCAUAUGGCCGUCAAAGGGGUUAACGUGGAGGUUGUUAAACACCUCCUAGAUGCUGAUGCAGCUAUAGUUAUGCUUCCAGACAAGUUUGGUAACACUGCUUUACACAUAGCAACGAGGAAAAAGCGAGCAAAGAUUGUUAAUUUGUUAUUACGCCUGCCCGACACAAACGUGAACGCACUCAACCGAGACGGAAAGACAUCUCUUGACAUUGCGGAGGAGCUUCCGCUAUCCGAAGAGUCAUCGGAGAUUAAGGAGUGCCUUUGUCAUUAUGGUGCCGUUAGAGCUAAUGAAUUGAAUCAACCAAGAGACGAGCUGCGGAAAACCGUGACUCAAAUCAAAAACGACGUCCACAUCCAGCUCGAACAGACAAAGAGAACGAACAAGAACGUCCACGGCAUCGCCAAAGAGCUGAGGAAACUCCACCGAGAAGGCAUCAACAACGCCACCAACUCGGUGACCGUCGUCGCCGUCCUCUUCGCAACCGUCGCCUUCGCGGCCAUCUUCACCGUGCCCGGCGGAGACGACAACCACGGAAUGGCUGUGGUAGUCAGUAGCGUCUCCUUCAAAAUAUUCUUCAUCUUCAACGCGAUCGCCCUCUUCACGUCCCUAGCCGUUGUCGUAGUUCAGAUUACGCUGGUUAGAGGGGAGACGAAAGCCGAGAGACGCGUGGUGGAGGUCAUCAACAAACUGAUGUGGUUGGCCUCCGUCUGCACCUCCGUGGCGUUCAUGGCUUCCUCUUACAUCGUGGUCGGGCGUAAGCAUCAGUGGGCUGCGAUACUAGUCACGUGUGUCGGAGGGGUCAUAAUGGCCGGGGUUCUCGGGACCAUGACUUACUACGUGGUGAGGUCGAAGAGGAUGAGGUCGAUGAGGAAGAGGGAGAAACACGCUCGGAGCGGCUCAAACUCAUGGCAUCACUCUGAGUUCUCUAAUUCUGACAUUGACAGGAUUUAUGCACUCUGAGGCGUCGAAUUCGCUUGCAGCACAGGAAUCACUUCAAACGACGGAGUUCAAGAACACGACUGCAGGAAUCGCGUCGUGUUCUUGAACAUCUUGUGGCUUUCCACUACAACUGCAAUCAUCCCUAAAUUUCUGGACAUAAGGUAUGUUUAACUUUUCUUAGUUGCUGAUGGUGCUAUGUAUGUAGUCUCGUCGGUUCGUUAGAGGGCUUCGUAGAAGCAAAGAAACGUCGUGGAAGCGCGAUUUCUUUGCCGAUUGCAUGACUGGUGGAGAUUCUGUAGAUCAGACACCAGGAAUUUUUAAGACGGGUUACUGAAAUUGCUAUCUCACAUGUCUGAAACUGAUUAGAUAUAUAAUUCUGUUACUGCUUUUGGGCAGAUGAAUUCAAUCUAAUGUAUCAAAAUUGCCUCUUAACAAGCCCAGAUUGUAAUUCUUGAGCC